AUGCCGAAACGCUUUGUAUCAGCCCAUGGGCCAGCUCUAUCGGGUCUUCAUGCCAAUGGAACCGGUUCGGACAGCGGUGAGCUGUGUGUAUACAUCAGUCGGCCAGAGGUGCGCGCAGCGGAGAGGCCUACUAAGUUCCAGCGAAGUCUCGCUCGAACAGAAAGCGCGAAUACCCAAUUCUGGGAGACAUUUGCACUUGGAUGGUUGAAUUCGAUGAAAGCCUGGAUCUUCCAAAGCAGCGGCAAUGCCCCCAAUGGGGUAAUGGUUGCUCCUCCUAACCGGUUUCAAGUUCUUGGAUCAUACUAG
This is a messenger RNA of Penicillium chermesinum, 306 nucleotides long. RefSeq lists its product as uncharacterized. The transcript has a single exon. The coding region runs from base 1 to 306 and encodes 101 amino acids. The record is from RefSeq and is a predicted model, not a curated record. Lineage: Eukaryota; Fungi; Ascomycota; Eurotiomycetes; Eurotiales; Aspergillaceae.